Messenger RNA from Coniosporium apollinis CBS 100218, 1980 nucleotides. RefSeq lists its product as uncharacterized. The coding region runs from base 1 to 1980 and encodes 659 amino acids. The record is from RefSeq and is a predicted model, not a curated record. Gene Ontology annotation, biological process: protein secretion. The transcript has 2 exons. Gene Ontology annotation, molecular function: protein binding; guanyl-nucleotide exchange factor activity; GTPase activator activity. NCBI's taxonomy places the organism in Eukaryota, Fungi, Ascomycota, Dothideomycetes. Gene Ontology annotation, cellular component: endoplasmic reticulum membrane.
AUGUCACCACCAAGCUAUACUAAGAUCACUCUCGACUUCCCGCCGAUGAGCGCGGACUUCGACCCGUACAACAGGGGCUACCUAGUCGUGGGAGGUGGCGGAGGAGAGGGCAGGAGCGGAGUCAGCAACAAGAUUGCUUUGCUGGAUAUCACUUCACCUGCGACCAUCGAGAAAAGUGCAGAGAUAGAGCUGUCACGGGAUGAGGACUCCGUAACCUGCCUGGCAAACCUAGCGUCAAAAGAUGGGUUGAUCACAUUUGCUGGCAUAAAUUCAUCGGAGAAGGAUCGGCUGGCCGGCAGGAAUGAGCAUUUCCGCAGCUUUAUGGUGGACUACCCACCGAAGAAGGCCACAGGGACGGAACCACAAGCGACGACAGAAAAGACACCCGAGGGCAAAAUCACUUUCCAUGGCAAGACCUCGCUCUUCAAGCCUCCCAAAGAGGCCGCGGCGAGAAAGGAAGCCUAUCAGCGAGUAUUGCGACUAUCUCCGACAAAGAAGAGCAGCUCCGGAAGCAAGCGCAUUGGUGCGGCCGCGUCCUCGUUCUCAGCUCCCAACGAGGUGGUGAUCUUCGAUGCGACGAGCUCCGCGCCCUCCUCAUCAGACAUCAUAGAGCACAUAGAGUUGCCAGAGAACGCAGAAGCUAACGACAUCGACUUCAUAGAGCAGGGCGAUGGCUACUUCCUGGUCGGAUACGUCACCGACGACGCCGUCCGGACACUACCAGUCUCUUACGAUUUCGCCUCUCACGAACGCAAGACUCCAUCUAUAGAUCCCCGAACUAUAUAUACCGUCCCUUUCCCGGACGUAUUUGAAAAGCCCGGCAGGUCUAAGCUCCGUGCGUUGCGCUUCCUCACUCCAAACCAUGUCCUCCUGCUCUCGAACCUGCCGAACCGCAAAGGUGCCGAGCUCUCCAUACUACGGCUCUACCAGAGCGGAGGACCAGGAACUGUAAUGCUCCGAAAGCGGCUCCCAAGCCACGUCAAAGCAGCCAUCGGCAUGGACGUCUCCCUCCUCGACGCCGACCCCUCAACCGGCGAGCGCCAAAUCGUCGUCGCCGUGGCCGGCCAAGAUAUCUCAGUGUGCGUCUAUACGCUCGACUACCGCGGAAGCGCCAAAGACAGCAUUUCGCACUUCCACAAAGUGACCGUCCUCAAAGACGUGCACCCGCUCCAAAUCACCCAGAUCAAGCUCUCCCCCUUCCAUUCCCCCUGGCCUUCCUCUAACCCGGGCGGCCCCCCGACCCCCGCCGACCUGAACUCCGCCAAACCCCCUGGCCCGCAACACCUCCGCCUCUGCACGACCUCCCUCGGCAACACCGUCGUCGUCGACACCUUCACCCUGCGCCCCCUGCACCCCUCCAAGCGCGGCACGCGGUACAUCCUCCCCUCGGCCUCCGUCUCCGACAGGCUGCACACGGGGCUGAGCCUCCUAACCAUCGGCUUCGUGCUCGUCGUAACUCUACUCCUGCUGCAAGGCGUGCUGGGCUACAACUCCACCGGCAGCUCCGCCCUCAACAUCCUCCCUCCGCGCCUGCGCGACGCGCUGCAGCGGCUCGGGAGCUACAGCCCCCCAGGCGCGGUACCCCCGCAUCUUAGGCACAGAGUCCAGGACGCGGUGCCCGAGGCGAUCGCGGAGCCGAUUCGCAAGACGAGCCAGCGGCUGAGGGAUAUUCUGCAUCUGGCCCAGCCGGGCGAGGGAGCGGACACGAAAGCGAUCAUCGUGCGCGAAGGGGAUUCGGCCACCGGAUCUACGGAUCUGAGCACGGAGGUGCAUGCGGAUACGGCGCAGUUGCUCAGAGAACAUGUGCAGGCGAAGCGCUGGGAGGAGCUGAGUAAGAGCGAGCGGGAGCGGUGGAAGGAGCGGCUUGUGGAGGCUGGGCACUGGGCUGUUGAGGAGGGGGAGACGGUGCUGAAGGGGAUCUUCUUCAGUAGCUAUGCUGGGUUUGUGGGGCAGGUUGUUGGGCAGGCGCUGGGAGGUUAG